Molecule: messenger RNA, 7783 nt
Organism: Oxyura jamaicensis (ruddy duck)
Lineage: Eukaryota; Metazoa; Chordata; Aves; Anseriformes; Anatidae
Gene: ATP7A
Product: ATPase copper transporting alpha
Exons: 23
Coding region: 71-4585 (1504 amino acids)
Biological process (GO): monoatomic cation transport
Cellular component (GO): membrane
Molecular function (GO): copper ion binding; ATP hydrolysis activity; ATPase-coupled monoatomic cation transmembrane transporter activity
Source: RefSeq, a predicted model, not a curated record
UCCGUGAGGGCGCUGAGGCGGGUGGCGGCCGGCCCCGGACCAAAUGAGAAGAGUUGAGUAGAAUUUCGCAAUGGAGGCAAGAUCCAUAGUCAUCGGCGUGGAGGGAAUGACAUGCCAUUCCUGCGUUCAGGCCAUUGAACAGCACGUCGGGAAGAGAAACGGUGUCCAUAACAUUAAAGUAUCUCUAGAGGAUAAAAAUGCCGUCAUUAUUUAUGACUCAAAGCUACAGACUCCAGCAACACUACAGGAAGCAAUAUAUGACAUGGGGUUUGAUGCUACAUCAGCUGGUUCAGACCCACAACCUGUUUUACCUGACACUAUUUUUCUUACUAUUCCUGCUCAGUCAGCUCUAUCAUCUAAAGAGAUUCGUAGUACACUACUGAAGAACAAAGGUAUCCUGGAUGUUAAAAUGUCCUCUGAUCAAAAAACUGCAGUGGUGACUUUCCUUUCUUCCAUUAUAAAUGGCAAGCAGAUUAUCCAGAUGGUCCCAGGAGUAGACUUAAAUAUUUCAGCACCAGAAGUGACUCCAGGAACGUGUGAAGAUUCCAGCUGGUCUCAAGCAAGUAGCGUUUUGUUGCGCCUGAAAGUGGAGGGGAUGACCUGUCAUUCCUGCACCAGCACUAUUGAAGGGAAAGUUGGCAAAUUGCAAGGAAUUCAACGGAUUAAAGUGUCCUUGGACAAUCAGGAAGCUGUUGUCAUGUAUCAGCCUCAUCUAAUUACAGCAGAAGAGAUAAAAUGUCAAAUUGAAGCUGUGGGCUUCACAGCAUCUUUCAAAAAGCAGCCUAGGCCCCUCCAGCUCAGUGCUAUUGACCUGGAAAGGUUGAAGAAUACUCAGACCAAAGGCUCUGAGACAACAUCACUGAAAGAAAACUCCAAGAAUGUGAACAAUACGAAGACUGUUGUCUUCAAAAUCGAUGGCAUGCACUGCAACUCGUGUGUCUUCAAUAUUCAGAGCACCAUAUCCGCACUCCCGUCGGUAACAAAUAUAGUUGUUUCGUUAGAGAAGAAAUCCGCCAUUGUAAACUAUAACCCAGACUUAAUUAGCGUAGAGGUACUGAGAAAAGCCAUAGAGGCAGUGUCUCCAGAGACGUUUAAAGUCAGCCUUCCUGACCAAUACGAACACGCAGCGCUUCUCUCUGCACUGGCAUCUGCACUGGCAUCUCCACUGAAGUCUCCUCAUACAGCUUUGAAGGAUGCUACCCAGCCGCUUACCCAAGUUGUUGUGAUAAAUAUUGAGGGGAUGACCUGUAAUUCUUGCGUGCAGUCUAUCGAGGGAGUCAUAUCCCAAAAGGCAGGUGUAAAAUCUAUUGAUGUCUCUCUGGCAAAUAGUAAUGGGACUAUAGAAUAUGACCCUCUGCUAACAAGCCCAGAAGACUUGCGAUCCUCAAUAGAGGAUAUGGGAUUUGAUGCAUCUUUAUCAGCAAAGACAGAACUCCCUGUGGGGAUAACUCAGCCCUCACCUGAAGAGCAGCUGGCAUCUCACAGAACUGAGCCUACCUCCAAAUUGUCACCAAACCAUGCGGCUAAACAAGAGGCAAAGAGCGUAUCCAAGUGCUAUGUCCAAGUCACAGGAAUGACGUGUGCUUCAUGUGUAGCCAAUAUCGAGAGGAAUUUGAGAAGAGAAGAUGGAAUACAUUCAAUACUUGUUGCCCUAAUGGCAGGAAAGGCAGAAGUGAGGUAUAAUCCUACUGUCAUACACCCUUCAGCUAUUGCAGAGCUCAUACGAGAACUGGGAUUUGGAGCUACUGUGAUGGAAAACUCUGGUGAAGGAGAUGGAAUUCUGGAUCUUGUUGUGAGAGGAAUGGCAUCUGCUUCCUGUGUGCACAAAAUAGAAUCUACCCUCAUGAAGACUAAUGGUGUUCUGUACUGCUCAGUAGCUCUUGCAACCAACAAAGCACACAUCAAAUACGAUCCUGAGAUUAUAGGUCCUCGAGAUGUGAUACAUGUGAUAAAGGAUUUAGGUUUCACGACUACUUUAGUCAAAAAAGAUAGAUCUGCUAGUCACCUAGAUCAUAAACGGGAAAUAAGGCAGUGGAGAAGGGCUUUUUUUGUGAGCCUGGCUUUCUGUAUUCCUGUCAUGGUGAUGAUGAUUUACAUGAUGGUUAAGGACAGCCAACUCUCAGAUGCUCGCGCACAUCACAACAUGAGUGAUGAGGAAAUGGAGGCCAUUCACUCCUCUAUGUUCCUGGAACGCCAGCUCCUGCCAGGAUUGUCUGUUAUGAAUUUUCUGUCAUUUUUACUUUGUGUCCCUGUACAGAUGUUUGGAGGCUGGCACUUCUAUAUACAGGCAUACAAAGCACUGAAGCACAAAACUGCAAACAUGGAUGUGCUCAUUGUUCUGGCAACCUCCAUUGCGUUCGUCUACUCAUUUGUUAUUCUUCUAGUUGCAAUGGCUGAAAAAGCAAAAGUAAACCCCGUGACUUUCUUUGACACGCCUCCCAUGCUGCUUGCGUUCAUCUCAUUGGGCCGGUGGCUAGAGCACGUUGCGAAGGGUAAAACAUCAGAAGCACUGGCUAGACUAAUUUCAUUACAAGCUACUGAAGCAACUAUUGUUACCUUGGGCCCUGAUAACGUUCUCUUAAGUGAAGAGCAAGUUGAUGUUGAACUGGUCCAGCGAGGUGACAUUGUCAAAGUGGUGCCAGGAGGCAAAUUCCCAGUGGAUGGGCGUGUUAUUGAAGGACACUCAAUGGUAGAUGAAUCUCUUAUCACAGGUGAAGCGAUGCCUGUGACUAAGAAACCUGGCAGUACAGUUAUUGCAGGUUCUAUUAAUCAGAAUGGAUCUCUGCUGAUUUCGGCAACCCAUGUUGGAGCUGAUACAACUCUUUCACAGAUAGUUAAACUGGUGGAGGAGGCCCAGACCUCAAAGGCUCCUAUUCAGCAAUUUGCAGACAAACUUAGUGGUUACUUUGUGCCUUUUAUUGUGGCUGUUUCUGUGGUUACUCUUUUUGCCUGGAUUAUAAUUGGAUUUGUGGAUUUCGAAAUAGUAGAAAAAUACUUUAUGGGCUACAAUAAGAGCAUUUCUGCAGCAGAGGUGAUAAUCCGCUUUGCUUUCCAAGCCUCUAUCACGGUCCUGUGCAUUGCGUGCCCCUGUUCCCUGGGAUUAGCCACCCCAACAGCUGUGAUGGUCGGUACUGGUGUAGGAGCCCAGAAUGGCAUACUGAUCAAAGGAGGAGAACCGUUAGAGAUGGCCCAUAAGGUAAAGGUGGUUGUAUUUGACAAAACGGGUACGAUUACUCAUGGGACUCCAGAAGUGAUGCGUGUGAAAUACCUAGUAGAGAGUAACCGGAUGCCACAUAACAAAAUGCUGGCCAUCGUGGGAACUGCAGAGAGUAACAGCGAGCAUCCUCUUGGAGCAGCAAUAACAAAGUACUGCAAAAAGGAACUGGACUCAGAAACCCUUGGGACAUGUACAGAUUUUCAGGUAGUUCCAGGCUGUGGCAUAAGCUGUAAAGUCACCAAUAUUGAAGCACUGCUCUACAGGAAAAAUAAGAUGGUUGAAGAAAACAAUGUUAAAAAUGUGACACUUGUGAAACUUGAGGAAAAUGUGGAGGAAUCAAUGCAGCCUGCUUUGAUUAUCGAUGCUGAUUUACCGACUACAGUGACUUCUCAAAAAUACUCUGUUCUCAUUGGGAACCGGGAAUGGAUGAACAGAAAUGGACUUCUUGUUAAAAAUGAAGUUGAUAAAGCCAUGAUUGAGCAUGAGAGGAAAGGUCGCACAGCAGUUCUUACAGCUGUCGAUGGAGUGCUUUGUGGCUUGAUAGCUAUUGCUGAUACUGUGAAACCAGAAGCUGAGCUGGCAGUCUACACUUUGAAGAGUAUGGGCUUAGAAGUUGUCCUAAUGACUGGUGACAAUAGCAAGACAGCACGAUCUAUUGCCUCUCAGGUUGGCAUCUCCAAAGUGUUUGCAGAGGUUCUUCCCUCCCACAAAGUAGCCAAAGUGAAACAGCUACAAGAUGAAGGAAAACGGGUGGCCAUGGUUGGAGAUGGUAUCAAUGACUCCCCUGCACUUGCUAUGGCUAAUGUGGGAAUUGCUAUUGGCACGGGUACUGAUGUAGCCAUCGAGGCAGCUGAUGUGGUUCUAAUUAAGGAUGACUUAAUGGAUGUGGUAGCAAGUAUAGAUUUAUCAAGGAAGACUGUCAAAAGGAUCCGGAUCAAUUUUGUCUUUGCUCUAAUUUAUAAUCUCAUUGGAGUUCCCAUAGCUGCUGGUGUAUUCCUGCCCAUUGGUCUGGUUUUGCAACCUUGGAUGGGAUCUGCAGCAAUGGCUGCCUCCUCUGUCUCUGUUGUGCUUUCUUCUUUGCUGUUGAAGAUGUACCAGAAACCAAGUUCUGAGAAACUCGAGUUCCGGGCCCGUGGCCAAAUGAAGCAGAAGAGCCCAUCAGAAAUCAGUGUCCAUAUUGGAAUUGAUGAGACCAGCACAAACUCUCGUAAACUGAGCUUAAUGGAUCGCAUCAUUAAUUACAGUAGAGCCUCCAUAAAUUCUCUCUUUUCAGACAAGCGUUCGGUGAACAGCAUAGUUCUUAAUGAACCAGAUAAGCAUUCACUGUUGGUGGGAGACUUUGGAGAAGAUGAUGACACAACAUUAUGAAAGACUCACACACACCCUCAAAAAAAGGCAGAAGAAACAAAAUGGAAAAAUAACCAAAACAACCUUAGCAACUGUCUACAAGUCUGUGCAAGCAAUGAUCACUUCUGGAGGUCGUUACAGAUGCUUUUUUACCUUUAUGGGGUUUGAUCUAUACAGGUAUUUCUUCCUUAAUGUAGAAAAUGAGUUUAUUAGUGACCUCCCAUUGUCCUUUUUUAUUUUUUUUUAGUUAGACUUAACAAAAACGAGUAGAAGCCGUUAAUGCUUGUGAGCAGCGCUGUUACCAUUCCAUGAUGUUUGCUUUUUUUGGCGGAAUGCCAAGAUACAAUUAAGGAGACUAAGGAACCAGAAAUGCACUUCCCUGCCUUGUAACAGGCUUCUUUAUGCGUAGUCAAGUUUAGUACUGUGUUUAAAAAAUUAUAAACUCCCACAUCUGUGAAAUACUGAAAGUUCUGUGUUUGCAGAUAGAUGUGCCUUAAAAACUUCAAGGACUGCUCUUGUAUCUAUAGCCUGCCUUGUACCAGGAAUGGUUCCUCUUGAAUGCCAGUCUUCUUGUAAACGUCUGGUUCCAGCUUUUCACACUCCUAGCAUCGUAACAUCUCACUGUCCGUGAUCUGGAUUUCUGUUAGACAGAUGACUGAGAGAUUUGGGGUUUCAAUCUUAACAUUGUACCCAUGUUUAACUCCUAUACAUCCCUGUUCCAGUACACUCCUAAGAUUGUGUGCUUGAAGGUUGAAUGGGCUGCUUGCUCUUUCUCAACUUCUAAGACAAAAACUCUAUCAUCAUCUAUGAACAUGAUGUGAUAUUAGCUGAAAUAUUUAGCUUUUAAAAAGGCAGCAAUGUAGUUAGUGCUUGCUUCCAGUAUCAACUAGCACUCCCCAAAUGAGCCAGAAUAAUUUGGUGUCACACGGACUGCCCUUAAAAGACUUCCAGUUCAAUCUCUGCGGAUAUCUACCGUCAUCAAAGAGUUCAUUAUCUGUCAGAUACUGCACUGACACUAGUUGCCUGUAGAGAGAUAAGUGGGCCAGGCGUGAUCCCCAGCCCACUCAAUAGAUCCUAACCUCCUUAGUUUGGGAUGUUCAGAUUCAGGCUUUGUGAAUUAAGACCAACUUCAUUUGUUACAGAACUGAAAUCUCAAAAUGCAGGUUUUGAUCAUUAAAUCUUGAAUAUUAAAAAAUUCUCAAUGAGAAAUAGAGUUGGUGUUCGUCACCCAGUAGCUAGCUACCUGUUUGUUACUUAAUAAACCUUGUUCUUUAAAUCCUGUGCUGAGGCAGCAAUCUAAAACAAUUCCUAGGUUCCAUAAUGUUUAAAUAAUAAAAUACAAUUAAUGGUGUAAACACGUAAUUCCCAAUAGUGCUAUUAGAGAAGAAAUACCCAAUGCAGAAUGACAGAUCUCUGUAAUAGUCUAGUUCUUAACUUGAAGUCUGUUAUCAAUGCAUAGAUCGUGCAUGUAGGAAGUCGUAAGUAGGGUUUUAUUUACUAUUUUUUUUUAACUACCAGGAAAAGUACCAGUGUAUGAAAGCAGCAAAGUUGUACUGUGGAUUAUGUUGUUAGUGAGUCAGUAUGCUUCUUAAAUUGCAGCGAGAUCGACAUAAUUUGUAAUUGUUGCUGCCACUGGUUUAAGAAACAAAGUAUUUCUGUUGCAGAAUUCGGUUCUUAGUAUCUCUAAGUGAAUAUGUUUUGAUUUGAAUUAGAUUCUAUGUAUAUCUUGUGUUAAGAAGUGCUGAGAUGCAUUACUGCAAAGUCAUUCCAUGAGAUGUUUCUCUCAGUUUUCAGCAAGAAAGCAGUUUCUCACAAAGCUGUUUCUUACGAAGUGGAUAAUUACCUGAAAACCAGCAGAAUGCUGUCAAACAGCUUUUAGUGCUUCAAGACCAUGUAAGCUGUUUCCAAAGAUUUUGGUUUUCUUCUUAAUUCAUUCUCACUCUCCGUGUUGUUCUUGGCAACAUUCUGCAGAUGAAACAAAAGAAGAGAUUUGCAUUUUUUAUUUUUUUUUGUCUGGGUUUUGCUGAUAAUUGGUCAUCUUAACCAUACAGCGGAGACACAAAGCAGAUCUCGACACACUCUCAGAUGGGAGUUUCACUACUGCAGGAGCUGGUCCAGCCCCUGGCUAUAGUACAUGUGGAAUAUAAGUGACAGACAUCAUGUUCUUAUUGCAGAAAACAGAGUAGUAAUAUAAGGUUAUAUUCCUGCUUGAUAGAUAAAGCAGCACGAAGAGUUUACUAAAUUCUUUCCAAAUUAAUUUUUACAGAUAGUAUGAGUGGAACCCAAAUUGCUCUGGAGUUUCUGAAAGGCUCAUAUGAAGUCAUACCUACAGCAGCACUGGUCAGGACCUACUGGCCCAGGAAGUCCCUUUCAAUCUGGUUUUUCUCUUUAACAAAAUCUGUCUCAAAAUGUUUUUUGAACCUGAAUUUAGUACACAGUGCAUUUGAGUGUUGUAUAGCUGAUUAAGGAAUUCAGAGUCCAGGUUUUGAAAAUAGGUUCUGUCCAGUCCUGCCCCUCUUCCCCCAAACGUGUAGUAUUGACUUAUAUGUUUGUUAUGUGAUUAAAAUAUUUUAAAGGUGCUUUACAGUGAAGAACCAAAGUAUUUUUCAGUUUGAAUGUACAAUACAAGUGAAAUCAUGUGAAAGGUAAAUGUUUUCCUAAAUAUAAAUGUUUUAAUAUGUAAGUAUCUUAUUCCUACUGGAGACUGUUUAGAUUUGAGAAUUGAAAAUAUCAUUUGGAAACAUAGUUACAAAUGAAAUUAUGUAUUACUUGUCUAUGUUAUUGUUUUCUAUAAUUAGCUAUUUAUAAAACCUGUACUUUAUUUAAAAAGGGAGAAACAGUACAUAUGCUCAAGGCUUUAAAAAUUGCUCUUUGAAUCUUGCCAAUAAACUUUUAAAAGUGUAGACACUUGAAAUUUUAAAUGAAGAAUGUGAAGCUGACAAAACACAAUGAAAGCAAGUAAACAAUUUUAUUUAUUACAAAUAUUGUUUAAAACAGAAGUUCCAUCCGAAUGCUUUAAAUUUAAGACUUUUAAUUCAUUUAUUUUGGUAUGAAAAAUAGAGAAAUGAAUAUUGUUAUAGACUGUUAAUUUAGUGCUGUUACAUUUCUUUAUAUCUGGAAAAAAAUGUAGUCUUGCACUUUCUAUUAACUGUGCCUCUAUCAUCAUAAUGACAAUUAUAAACUAUGUAAUAAAAAUGUAGCAUCCAAAGACUUUUUAAA